Molecule: messenger RNA, 3607 nt
Organism: Linum trigynum
Lineage: Eukaryota; Viridiplantae; Streptophyta; Magnoliopsida; Malpighiales; Linaceae
Source: the annotation of a GenBank genome assembly
UUCAAUUUUUUGUCAUAUUAAAUUCAUUCAAUUCAUUAAAAUUAAAAUACUAUAAUACCAAGGAAAAAAAUUAAAUGCGUUUGGGCCCAAAAAGGAGUUCCAAUUAAGGUAGUCCCACUAGUUCUCUGUUGGGCUUCUUUUACAGUCAGAACUCAACUCAGAAGUCCAUUCUCGUCUUUCGUCUCUUUUUCACCUUUUUCAAUUUCAUUUCUCCAGAACACAAAAAUCGCCGGAACAGUGCAGUCCCAAAACUCGAUUAUGUAGCGAAAUCGAUUCCUCCCCUCCUUCUCUGUCGGGUCACGGCUGGCAUCGACUCAAUCUGCUGAAUUCCGCGCUGUCAGAAUAGCGUCAGCUCGAAGUUGAAUCGUUUGGCCCUGCAAUGGCGGAGCUCCAAUUGCUUGCCGUGCGUUAAAAGAGUCUGACGGAAGUUGUAGCUGUACGGCGAGUAAACUUCAGGUGAGUUCACUAAUUCAAGGAUUUGUUUGAAUAAUUGGGAUAGUUAUGAAAUGUGAUUAUUCGGGAAUUAAGAGGAAUUAAGCGCAGAGGCUUAGCCAAUUGAGUUGUUGCCAAGAUGUAUCAAAGUUUUAGCCAUGCGCUAGAUACAUAUGCAAACAUUGGUCGCAAGCUCUGUUCAUACGCAUCUUUGAUCAGCAUUACCGUGUAUACCCUGGUCUUGCCCACUGGAAUGCAGCAGUUCUUGUUCAUGGAAGUUUUUACCUGCUGCAGGGUAUGAUCUGAUGGCACCUGAGAAGCAGAGAAUAUUGAUGGUUUCGGAUUUCUUCUAUCCCAACUUUGGUGGCGUGGAAAAUCACAUAUAUUACCUCUCACAAUGCCUGUUAGAGCUUGGUCACAAGGUAGUCGUUAUGACCCAUGCUUAUGGUAAUCGCUCUGGUGUGAGAUACAUGACAGGAGGGCUGAAAGUUUAUUAUGUACCAUGGAGGCCAUUUGUGAUGCAGAACACAUUGCCUACCUUCUAUGGCACCCUUCCAAUCAUAAGGACUAUUCUUAUUCGAGAACAGAUAUCGUUGGUCCACGGGCACCAGGCUUUCUCAACUCUUUGCCACGAAGCUCUGAUGCAUGCACGUACGAUGGGUUACAAAGUUGUGUUCACGGAUCAUUCGCUUUAUGGGUUUUCUGAUGUUGGAAGCAUCCACAUGAACAAGGUUUUGCAGUUCACUUUAGCUGAUGUCACACAGGCCAUCUGUGUUUCUCACACGAGCAAGGAGAACACGGUGCUUCGGUCGGGUAUUCCACCAGAAAAGGUCUAUAUGAUUCCAAAUGCUGUGGAUACGGCCAUGUUCAAACCAGCAGAAGAGCGACCCGGUGGCAAUGAAAUUGUUAUUGUUGUUAUAAGUAGAUUGGUUUACCGUAAGGGAGCAGAUUUGCUUGUUGAAGUCAUUCCUGAAGUCUGCCGGUUGUACCCCAAUGUCCGUUUCAUUGUCGGAGGUGAUGGGCCCAAACGUGUGCGCCUUGAAGAGAUGAGGGAAAAGCACUCCCUCCAAGAUCGGGUUGACAUGCUGGGUGCUGUUCCACAUGCUUCUGUGCGAUCCGUUUUGAUCUCUGGUCACAUAUUCUUGAACAGUUCUUUGACAGAAGCAUUCUGCAUAGCCAUAUUAGAAGCUGCAAGUUGUGGAUUACUGACAGUGAGCACUCGUGUUGGAGGUGUGCCAGAGGUUCUACCAGAAGACAUGGUUGUACUUGCUGAGCCAGAUCCUGCCGAUAUGGUGCUAGCGAUCAAGAAGGCCAUAUCUCUGCUUCCAGAAAUCGAUCCUCAAGUUAUGCAUGAACGUAUGAAGAAACUCUACGACUGGCAUGAUGUUGCCAAGAGGACAGAGAUAGUAUAUGAUCGUGCACUUAAAUGCCCCAAUCAACCUUUGCUUGGGAGAUUAUCACGGUACCUUUCUUGCGGUUCGUGGGCAGGCAAGCUUUUCUGCUUGGUCAUGAUUAUUGAUUUCCUACUGUUGCACCUGCUGCAAUUAUGGCAGCCGGAAGAGGACAUCGAUAAGGUGCCUGAUUUUGUUAUCCCUCCGGUAGAGAUUUCCUCGGCUUUUGAUCAGGAGCAAGAUGAUUAAUCUUCAACUGUCUGGCUAUUGUGCACAUGGAGUGAUGUUUUUUCUCCCUUCACGAAAGCUGUUGUUUGGUUUCGUUUUCGUGGGUUCUCCAUGUCUCUUUUUACUGGUAGAUAGCUUUUACCUCCGAGGUCAAAAAUUGUAACUUUUGAUCAUGAAGAACAGAGUUGUUUUUGUUAUUCUUGUAAUAGGAUUGCCUUGUAAGCUUUCGAUCCUGAAAUGAAUGCAUUGCAUUGGUUUUCAAACCCAAAAAUGGGCUCGAAGAUAAAAUUUUAAAAUUUAAGAGGGAUAAAGAAAGGAUAGCAGAGUUUAGGGACUUGAGAAGUAAUUUGUUCUUUAAUUAAAGAGAAGUCCCACAAGUAGGGGGUGUUCAAAUGGUUACCGUGGUAAUAACCAAACCAAUUAAGCCUAAAUUUCAUUGACCAUGGAAUAAAAUGUCUUAACCAAACUGUCCAAAUUAACACGAAAACCAAAUUAAUCAAACCAAAUUAACCAAACCAAAAUUUAAUUGGUUUGGUUGAUAGGAUAAUCGGAUUAACCAAAUAACAUAACAUUAUAUGAAAACAAUUAUCCUAUUAAUGAAUAAAACAUAAUCAUAUGUUAUUACUAUCAUAAACUAUCAUUAUAUAUAAACAAUAAAUAAUAAGACUAAUCAUUCAUGCUUAUCAUCAUCAUUCGAGUUAAUACAUCAUUCAUCAUCUCUACACCUAAUAUAGUUAGCUUACAACAAACCUUUAACAUAAAUAUUAAAUAUAAUUCAAUACCACUCAUCGGGAAGUUAAAGCUCUUCUACAAAACACUUAAAAUAUACCUAGUUUGAGGUGACUGUCAUGGUAUUGUAUGUAAUCCUAAAGUCUAGUAGUUGUCCAAAAUGUUUUGAUUUAGUAAAUAGGCAGACCUAGGGCUGGACGUUCGGGUUCGGUUUUAUGGGUAACCCGAAAUCGGACCAAAUUUUCUGGGUUUUGGGUACCCGGGAACCGAAAUAUCAUAGUGAAAAAUGGGUCUCGGUAUCGCAUGUGGCUAUUAUUUGGGUUUUGGGUAAACCGAACCCGGACCCGAAAAUAAAAGGACCCGAAGUGGAACCAAACCCCAGCCCACAGGGCCAAAUAUCAUAUGGCCCAUAGCCACACAUACGGGCCAGCCCAGCCUUCAGGCCCCAAGCCUAGCCGAAGUUCGGACCUCCUUAGACCCCUAACCCUAAAUCUCUACACUCCACUUCCCACUCCAGCAGCCAACGAAAGCAACCCUCCAUUUUUUUCUUGAAUAAAGCUGUUGUAACAGGUUGUCUUCGAUGGCUGAUGGGUAUUCGGGGGACCUAACCAUACCCGAGAACCGUGACUUCGGGUCUCGGGUAGCCAAGAACCGAGCCUGGGUCGGGUCUGGUUCCUCAAACUGGGGUUUUUUGGGUCCGGGUACCCGCAUAUUUCGGUCCGGGUACUAGGACCCGACCCGAUCUCCAGCCCUAGGCAGACCCAUUUGAUUUUGACCCAUAAUGCUUUGGUUUGUUGUGCACAUGGAAAUAAAAUAGGAAAUCACUA